AGUAGCGUAGGGUCCGAGGCUCGCUUUGCCGCCGCUUUCCGUGGAGCGCCUCCCUCAGCGAACCGGCAUCAUGCUGCGGGCCUGUCACCGCGCGGGGAGCACAGCGGCUCAGACUUGUCUGUGUGGCAAAAGUUCAGUCCGUCCAUUACGUCUGGGUCGUGGAUAUGCUACAUCUGGAGAAUCUGGUGUCUCUGCAGGCAAAAUCAUAGGAGCCAGUGUUUUGUUUGUUGGUGGAGGAGUAGGCGGAACUAUUUUAUAUGCUAAGUAUGAUCCACGCUUCCGAGAAAAUGUAGAGAAGACCAUCCCUUAUUUGAGCAACGUCUUUGACAUGGUACUGGGUCCUUCUUUUAGUAUUCCAACACCAAAGAAGCCAAUACAGUCAGGUCCAUUGAAAAUCUCCUCUGUAACAGAGGUCAUGAAAGAAUCUAAACAGCCUGCUGCCAAAACUGCAAAGAGUAAAACAGAGGCACCCUCAGCUGCUAGUGAGAAAGAAGAAGCAUGUUCAGAAGCGGCUCAGAUAAUUUCAGCAACAGGUGAAGCUGUUUCCGUUCCAGCUCCAGGCAUGCAGGAGAAAGAACAGAGCAAAAGUCAUGCGCCUCUUGAAGGAAAACACAAACCUCCUGACCUAGGUGAAAAACGUGUAAAAGAGAGGCCAGCUGAUGAGGUUGCAGCUCGUCUUGCAAAGCAAGAUAAAGAGGAACAAGCGAAGGUUUCUGCUCUUGCAGCGACCUUGGAAAGUGCUUUGAAUGGCACUGCUCGUGCAACCGUGCAUGCAAUUACACUCCAGGAGGCUGCCGUGCAGGCUGUCAAUCUUCAUGCCCAGAAGUUAAGAGAGGCUAUGGAUAAUUCUGAGGUUCCAAGUGAUAAAAAGGCAACUCAGUGGAGGACGUUGGAGGAAGCAUUGAAGGAUCGUAGAAGAGCUGUGGAUGAAGCCGCAGAUGUCCUUUUAAAAGCCAAAGAAGAAUUGGAGAAAACGAAGGAAGUGAUUGAUGGUGCCAAGAAGUCUCAGAUUCCUGGGGCCAAACCUCACAUCCAAGCUGCAGAAGAGAACCUUCGUCAUAUGAUUGUUGAUCUGGACAAUGUGGUCAAAAAGGUGCAAGCAGCCCAGUCAGAAGCUAAAAUAGUAACUCAGUACCAUGAACUUGUAACCAAAGCAAGAGAAGAAUUUCAGAAAGAGCUUGAUAGUGUUACUCCAGAAGUUCAUUCUGGUUGGAAGGGACUAAAGAUAACUGAUAUCGCUGGCAAGCUGACAACAGACGACUUGAACUCUCUCAUUGCUCAUGCUCACCGACGUAUAGACCAACUCAACAAGGAGCUGGUGGAGUUGAGAGUUCGAGAACAGCAGCACAUUGAGACAGCCCUGGAAAAGCAGAAACUGGAAGAUAAAAAAGCUUUCGAGUCAGCAGUGGCAAAGGCACUAGAACAUCAUAAGAGUGAAAUCCAAACUGAACAGGAAAAGAAGGUUGAAGAAGCCAGAGAAGUAAUGGAGACUGAAAUGAGGACUCAGCUCCGCCGGCAGGCUGCUGCACAUGCUGAUCACUUGAGAGAUGUGCUCAAAAUCCAAGAGCAAGAACUCAAGCUGCAAUUUGACCAGGACUUGUCAGAAAAACUCGGUGAACAAGAAAUGCAGUAUAAACGCCUUACUCAGGAACAGCUUGACAAUUUCACUCUGGACAUCAACACAGCCUAUGCCAGGCUGAGGGGAAUUGAGCAGGCCGUUGAAAGCCAUGCUGUUGCUGAGGAGGAAGCCAGGAAGGCCCAUCAGUUGUGGCUUUCGGUUGAAGCUCUAAAGCAAAGCAUGAAAACUGCUUCUGGAGACAGCCCCACCGAGCCCCUGGAGAGUGCAGUGGAAGCCAUCCAAGCCAGCUGUUCUGACAACACGUUCACCCAGGCCUUAACAGCUGCGCUUCCACGGGAAUCGCUCAGUCGAGGAGUGUACACGGAAGAGGCACUAAGGGCACGCUUCCACACUGUCCAAAAGCUGGCGAAGAGGGUGGCCUUGAUAGACGAAACGAGAAACAGCUUGUAUCAGUACUUCCUCUCUUACCUUCAAUCUCUUCUCCUCAUGCACCCUCAGCAGCUGAAGCCGCCUUCUGAGCUAGGCCCCGAAGACCUGGACACAUUUAAGUUGCUCUCUUAUGCAUCCUAUUGCAUCGAACAUGGAGACCUGGAGCUGGCAGCUAAGUUUGUCAAUCAGCUGAAAGGGGAAUCCAGGAGAGUGGCUCAGGACUGGCUGAAUGAAGCUCGGAUGACGCUAGAGGCAAAACAAGUGGUGGAUAUCCUGACUGCCUAUGCCACUGCUGUGGGUUUAGGAACAACUCAGGUGGACUGAUGCAGUUGAGCUAUGCAAGACUACCGUGUCUUCAGAACCACACAAAUGCAAGAUUCGUAACAGUGCCAGGGAGGAAACCAAAGGUUUAGAUCUAGGUGGUUUUGAAACCGUACCAGAGUUGUGAUGUCACUUGGCAAGACGUGGUGUUCAGUCUCUAGUUUUCUUCUCACUUAGCACAGGUUGCAUUUGUAUCUCCUCCCCCCCUCAGCCAUUUAUCAUGUCUGGAAUGUUUUUUUUUGCAACUUGCUUUACAAAAUUUUAAGUUUCCAGGUAACUGAUCUGGCUUGUGAGCCAACCAAAAUAAUGUUUAUAACCUCUAUUACUGAUUCACCCACUUGGUGCACUUAAAUAAAUGGUGUUAAACCCAC
Molecule: messenger RNA, 2700 nt
Organism: Lacerta agilis (Sand lizard)
Lineage: Eukaryota; Metazoa; Chordata; Lepidosauria; Squamata; Lacertidae
Gene: IMMT
Product: inner membrane mitochondrial protein
Exons: 15
Coding region: 71-2332 (753 amino acids)
Biological process (GO): cristae formation
Cellular component (GO): MICOS complex
Source: RefSeq, a predicted model, not a curated record